AUCAAAUACUGGAUCUAGUUGGCUUUACUUUUACACGUUUAAAUUAAAUCUGCCAUUUCUGCCAUUAACUAUUACAAAUCCAAUUCUAAAAUAUGUUUAAAACGAUUUCCUCUCAUGAUUUCUCAUGGUUUUUCUUUAUCUUCGGCACAAAGCCCACAUGGCUUGCCCUGGGUCUUUUGUUUCUUGGAACGCUUGUGAGACCUUAUGCAGAGGCACCUUUCCAGUGCUUGCUCCAUAUGAUUUUUAAAACAGUUUGCAAAAUGAUGAUCAAAUAUUUCGACUACAAUCCGGUGAAACCAAAGCGUCGACUCUUGCACGUAAACAAGAAGAUAUUGGUAGUGGAUUUGAGGGCAUUAGUACAUCUCGAAUUCGUACGUUGUACAUGCAAGCCACGGGAGAGUGGCUUGUGCGGUGUGCCCUUUGACUUUGAGAUCGAAGUACCCGACUACCAGUUCACAUUGCAAGUCUACAAGCGUCCCUUUCUCGAUCACUUUCUAGAGAGUGUUGCCAAAAUGUACUCGCUCGUCAUAUACACCGAAGAGAGGAGCAGCUAUGCAACGACCGUUCUUGACUAUUUGGAUGCCGAUCGACACAUACUGGAGCGACGCUUGUUGUGUUAUCGCAUCUCACUUCUGUACUCUGGACCAAAAUCUGUGUACAUUUCGAUGGGUUUUCCACAUUUAAAAGAAUUUUUAAUGGUAGAUGCCACCACCCUCGGCUGUUGCAAUCAUAUUUAUAUCAAGAAAUACACCGUCGGCGAAUGGGAUAUGCGUUUACGGUACCUAUUGAUCGUCUUGGACUGCCUGCGCUUUGUCCAGGAUGUGGAUGCUGUCUUGAAAAGUAGCAAAUUAUUGGCAUGGUGCCUCAAGUGCCUCAAAUAAAGGGAAAGU
This is a messenger RNA of Drosophila subobscura, 890 nucleotides long. Its product is annotated as CTD nuclear envelope phosphatase 1-like. The coding region runs from base 93 to 881 and encodes 262 amino acids. The transcript is spliced from 2 exons. Gene Ontology annotation, molecular function: protein serine/threonine phosphatase activity. The record is from RefSeq and is a predicted model, not a curated record. Lineage: Eukaryota; Metazoa; Arthropoda; Insecta; Diptera; Drosophilidae.